UAUCACCAGAGAAUGCUCAAGCUUUUCGUGCUACUCGCCCUCUUCAGUGGUGGCUUAGCCGCCACGGUUAUCUACCAUCACCCGGUGAUCUACCACCAUCCUCUGCCCGUUGCCUCCACGCCCCAGGAGUUGGCUCACCAUCCUGGCUACACCAUCGUUGCACCUCUUACCAAGAUUGCCCACGUCACCUACGACUCGGUGCCCAUUUCGCAUACGCCCUACGAACAUGUUCCGCUGUUCCAGAGGAUUGGUCAUGUGAAAAAUAUAAGAUUUUAA
Molecule: messenger RNA, 276 nt
Organism: Drosophila teissieri
Lineage: Eukaryota; Metazoa; Arthropoda; Insecta; Diptera; Drosophilidae
Exons: 2
Source: RefSeq, a predicted model, not a curated record